GAGAGGUGCUCCAUCAACCCCUGUGGGCCGUGGCUAACUGAAGGCAGGCCAGUGUCUCGGCAGCAGCAGGAGGGGAAGGAGGUGCUGCAAGUCGGUCCGGCCACACCUUUCCCUAACUUUUCACUCGCCUCCCUCCACACUGACUCACGCCAGCCACAACCCUUCCCUCACUAAUCCACCAUGGCAGAAUAGUGAGGACUGUCCAUACGUGACUGUGGAUUGACUUGUGCUGGUGGAAAUUGACAGAUAAGUUUAAAACCGUGGAAAAGUUGAGAAAACAGGAAAGAUUAAAUUCAUGAGUUAUUUUCACGUCAGAUUUGGAAAUGAGGUUUUGUUUCCAUAAGGGUUUAAUUUAAUGGUAAGUUUUAAAUGAUAGAAACAAAAGCACAGAAUAAAGGAAAAAAUAUACAAAACUGACUGAAAAGAAAAGAAAAAGAGAGGUUUCUAUUGUUUCGUUUAGUUUCUUAAUAUAAGGGAAAUAUGGAAUAAUAGAAAAAAAAUAUAUAACUGAUAGAAAAAAAAAGGAAAAAAAGGACGUAUUUUGAUUUUAGUUUAAGGGAAAGUGGAACGAGAAAACAAAAAUGCAGCAGAACACAAAACAAUAAUAAAUUUGACUGAAAAACAGAACUAUUCAAACUUUUUAUUUAUUUAUUUAUUUUUCUCUCCCCCCCCGUGAUAUGAAUUAAAAUGAUUGGAACGGAAAAGAAAGAAGAGCAUAGGGUAAAUAAAUAGAAAAAAGACAAUAAAAAGGAAGAAGAGAAAGAAGAAGAAGAAGAAGAAGAAGAAGAAGAAGAAGAAGAAGAAGAAGAAGAAGAAGAAGAAGAAGUAGAAGAAGAAUAUACAAAUAGUGUUAUUAUUGUUGUUGUUGUUUGUUGUUGUUGUUGUUGCUUUCGAGAUAAUUUUGUUAUUAAGAAAGCAAACAAUGAUGCAUUAGAGAGAGAGAGAGAGAGAGAGAGAGAGAGAGAGAGAGAGAGAGAGAGAGAGAGAGAGAGAGAGAGAGAGAGAGAGAGAGAGAGAGAGAGAGAGAGAGAGAGAGCACUUUUGAGUGAGGGAAAACAAUAAAUAAAACAUAACAAACAGAAAGAGGGAGAGAGAGAUAAAAAAAAAGGAGAAAGGUAAAAUACAUAAAUAAAUAAACAAAUAAACAGACAUUUAAAAUAAUAAAAGAACCUAUGAAAAAUUAAGAGAGAGAAAAAAGAAAAAAAAACAAUCAAGAAAGAAAGACAAGGAAAGGAGGAGCGUAAUAAAGAAAAGACGCAAACACAAUGAAAGAGGAGAGAAAGAAAGAAGGAAACAAACAAACACACAAACACUAAGACAAUAUUUCUUAAAGACGCUGAAAUGAACUGUAAACAAGGAAAAAAAUGGUGAAAAAUACAAAUGAAAGAGAAAAAGGUUAAUUAUGAAGACAAGGUAAUUUUUUGUUUUGUUUUGUUUUUAGACAAUGAAGAAUAAGGAAAGAUUCACAACAGUAUCCUUUUCUCGAACUUUCUUUAUCUUGGUAGUGCUUAAGAAAACAAGGAAAAAAGAUAAAAGAUAAAAGAAAAAUAAAGAUAAAAAGGAAGAAGAUAAAUAAAUUGAGUUCAAGAAAGAGAAUAGAGAAAGACUCAAUAUCUACUACUACUACUACUACUACUACUACUACUACUACUACUACUACUAUUACUACUACUGCUGCCGCUGCUGCUGCUGCUGCUGCUACUACUACUGCUGCUGCAAGAGGUCGUGGGGAAUCAUGAUGUGGCCUUUGUCAGCACUAGUCCUGGCAGCCGUAGGAGUAGGGUGGGUGAGUGGUGAUGACGGCACCACCACCCUUCCCACGCCCCUGCACGCCUCCCACAAACCCUCCAAGGCGCCCCCGGCCAGACACGAGCUAUACGAGGCAGCGGAGGCGAUGUGGGCAAAGGCACUGGCUCUCAACACCCUGGCGCCGGAGUACCAGGGGCAGAACAACACAGAGAUCGCGGCACAGGUGGGAGGAGAGGCGACCUUGAGCUGUUACACUUAUCACCUGUCUGAUGAAAGGGUGGCGUGGCUCAAGAGGGACGACGACCAGCUGCUGACGGUGGGCCAGGAGGUGUAUGCAGCGGAAAGGAGGUUCUCAGUGGUGCACGCCGACCAUGCUGAGGCAUGGGAACUAUGGGUGAAGGAUGUGGAAUUGACAGACGCGGGUCAAUAUGAAUGUCAGCUGACCACCAACCCUCCUGUGUCCUUCUUCUUCACCCUGACCGUCACUCAGGCCCAGGCGGUGGUGGCGGGUCCCUCAGAGGUUCACAUUGAGGAGGGUUCCCUGCUGGCCCUGGAGUGUUACGUCAAGCAGGCGCCCGUGCCCCCUGUCUACAUCUUCUGGUACCAUAACAACACCAUGGUGAACUACGCCAGGCAGCACCACAUCCAGGUGGACCAUCAGAACUACACGAGCACACUAGUGGUGGCCAGGGUCAGGAGGACGGACGCCGGCACCUACUCCUGUCAGCCUCACUUGGCGGCCCCGGCAAACAUUACGGUUCAUGUGGUGACAGGCGAGCACCCCGCGGCGAUGCAACAUGGGGGGACGCAUGAGGAAGGGGGGGCGCCUCCAGCCAGCCACGGACACCCACGCACCCCCACUCCUUCACCCCUUCCUCCCCUGCCUCGCUGUGUUAGUCGCGGGCAGGUGGCUUGUAACUCGCUGAUUACAGGUGAAAAUGAAGGUGUGUGUGUGUGUGUGUGUGUGUGUGUGUGUGUGUGUGUGUGUGUGUGUGUGUGUGUGUGUGUGUGUGUGUGUGUGUGUGUGUUAAGUGGUGUAUGUGUAAAUAUAUUCUUGUGUAUAUAUUGUUUGUCUAUGUGAGUGUGUGUAGGUGUUGGUGGAUGUGUGUGUGUGUGUGUGUGUGUGUGUGUGUGUGUGUGUGUGUGUGUGUGUGUGUGUGUGUGUGCUAGUGUUAUCAUUUGUAUAUUUCCAUAAAUGUUCUCAGAAUAUUAAUAAUACUAAUACUACUAAUAUGCAUGUUUGGAUGUGUGCAUAUAUACAUCGAUGGAAGAAAUACACUCACACAAACACCCCUCACCCACACACACACACACACACACACACACACACACACACACACACACACACACAUAGAUUAAGCAAACCAUUAUCUUCAAAACUCUCAUGACAAACCUGAUAGGAAAAGAAAGGAAAAAAAAAAAAAAAAGAGGAAGAAAAAUGUAUCACCGGUUCGCUCAAAAGUCAUGAAGCAUUUUGAAGAGACUCGAACCGAACCGAACCGAACUGAACGAAAAUGAAUGGAGCUGAACUGAAACAAACUGAAAUGAAACGAACCGAUGCCGGACCCGCACGAAGGUCACUUGUAAACGAAAUAAAAUGAAAUGUGGCUUUAAAAAGGGUGACUUUUUUUUUCAUAUCCC
This is a messenger RNA of Scylla paramamosain (green mud crab), 3390 nucleotides long. Its product is annotated as cell adhesion molecule 1-like. The coding region runs from base 1736 to 2830 and encodes 364 amino acids. Gene Ontology annotation, cellular component: neuron projection membrane. Lineage: Eukaryota; Metazoa; Arthropoda; Malacostraca; Decapoda; Portunidae. Gene Ontology annotation, biological process: synapse organization. The record is from RefSeq and is a predicted model, not a curated record. The transcript has 7 exons.